CAUGUCAGAGAAUCAGAAAGGACAAGCGGCGCCUGUUUCAAUUUCAAGCUUCUUGAACUAUUGAGCUUACAUAUUAUAUUAUUGUAAUCUUAUUCUUUUGGUGGGAAAAUAGUACAGAAUUGAGAAUCUAGAACACAACUAUUCUCUGGUGCGAUAGCACCUGAAGCUGAGGAUCUUCCUUAUGUAUCAACCACACUUACUUCUGGAUUUCAGGUUUGCUAUGGUCCCCAUCAAACUGAGCAACAGCAGGAUUGUGUAGUACUUGACACUGACAGUGACAUUGUGCGGCUGUGCAGUAUGGCAUCUGGAGGUGAAGGUGUAACUGUUUGGUAUCAACGAGAGGUUUCAUUGUCCCCAAGACGAAGGGGAUGUCAUUAUAUUUCAGAUGAAAUUCUAAAAGCUUGCUCUGGAGAAAUGAGUAAAAUAAAAGUCGGAGUGGCCAAUAUUCACAUCAAGCAUACAUCGGCCAGUAUAAUUCUUAAUGAGAAUUUUGAUCCUACGGUUUUGACUGACAUGGAAAUGGUGUUAAAUAAACUUGCUCCAGAGAACCUGAAUUACAAACACACAAUGGAAGGGCCAGAUGAUAUGCCUGCACAUGUGAAAGCUGCACUGAUGGGCAGCAGCCUCAGUGUCCCUAUUACUAAUGGGAAGUUCAACCUUGGAACCUGGCAGGGAGUUUGGCUCUGUGAGCACAGAGAUCACGGAGGAGCAAGAAAGCUUGUGGUAACAAUGAACGGAUUAAAGAAGUAAGCCUGCGUCUCUUGGUUGCUGGGUGAAGAUUUUUCCUGUGAUACCCCUUGCCAAGCUGCCAGAGGAUCUUUUGGUGGUUUUUACUUCUCCUAUUGAAGCUUAUACUUCAUACAUGUUUUGAUCUUAUGUAAACUUAAGGAUUUGUCCUGUUCCUAACUCAGGUUAUAUCAGUAAACAUAUAGGAAUAUACAGUCUAGCAUGCUCAUUGUUAACACGUACACAGCGAAAAACACACAUAGCAAACAAUUCUUCAGAUCUUGAAUUUUUUAAAAGAUAUUCUUUGUGUUCAUAACACAUUCAUUGCUUAACUAUUUAUAAUAAUUCAUCUAACCAAAAAAAAAAUGCAUCUGCAAA
This is a messenger RNA of Aplysia californica (California sea hare), 1104 nucleotides long. Its product is annotated as UPF0047 protein YjbQ. NCBI's taxonomy places the organism in Eukaryota, Metazoa, Mollusca, Gastropoda, Aplysiida, Aplysiidae. The record is from RefSeq and is a predicted model, not a curated record. Bases 298 to 750 code for a protein of 150 amino acids. The transcript is spliced from 9 exons.